UUGGAUUGGAAAAGAAAGCAAAAAAAUAUGGCGACUUGGAUAACGUUACAUCCUCCAAAUUCAUCUUAUUUACGGCUACUGCCAUCAUCAUCAUCACCGUCGCCGUCGCGUCGAAGUCACCGUUGUCGUUUUAAGCCAUUUCGAUGCGUUCCACUUCAGCAGCAAGAUCCCCAGCUCGGACAGUCGCAGCAGGGUGAUUUCGAUGGAGCUGUGAUUUUGUGUGAGGACUGUAAUGGGAAAGGAUGGUUGCUUUGUGAUUUCUGUAAAGGUCAGAAAACAAAUGUGAAAUCUGAAAACAAUCGAAUCUAUCGACGAUGCCCAACUUGUAAAGCUGUGGGAUUUGUGUUGUGUGGAAAGUGUAAAGUGUUCAAGUGUGUCACAUUUCCUAAUUCAGAAGAUGGCGAUGAGCUUAUGUUCUAAGCUCUCCUUGUGGUGUCAGACACUCUUCUUCAAAGUACUCAAUUAAGUUUCAGGUUCCUUUCUUUGUUCCAAUUGUUAUAUAUAUAAAUUGUUUUUAGUCUGUCAAGAUUGAAUAUCAAAUAUAGCCGUAUGUAUAAGCACAUUGUAACAUUAAAUUGACUAGUGAAUCGUGAUUAUAUUGGCUUC
This is a messenger RNA of Capsella rubella, 606 nucleotides long. RefSeq lists its product as uncharacterized. The coding region runs from base 28 to 420 and encodes 130 amino acids. NCBI's taxonomy places the organism in Eukaryota, Viridiplantae, Streptophyta, Magnoliopsida, Brassicales, Brassicaceae. The record is from RefSeq and is a predicted model, not a curated record. The transcript is spliced from 3 exons.